CUGAAUUUUUGAAAGCGUAUUUAUUCCUCCUCCUUUCAAAAAAAAGAACAGGAGGGUAAUUUACGAAAUAGAAUCAAAGAAAAGGAAGGAGCUUCUCCACAGUGACCCCAAAUGUCGAGCACAAAUACUGCUAAACGGUACAAAGUUGUGCUCUUGGGUGAAAGUGGGGUGGGCAAAUCGUCGCUCGCACAACGCCUUGUGAAGCGCGAGUGGAGCGAAACUCUCAACAGCACGGUGGGAGCUUCGUUUUUCCGGUACCCAUGUCGCGUUGGGGACGUUGAUGUUUGCUUUGAAAUCUGGGAUACAGCAGGGCAGGAGCGCUAUAAGAGCCUAGCCUCGAUGUACUACCGUGGGGCUGCCGCAGCGCUCAUUGUCUAUGAUAUCACCUCAUACGACACUUAUGAGUGUGCCCUUAAUUGGGUACGAGAGCUGUCGACAAACUCUCCCGAGACCAUCAUAACGUUGGUGGGUAAUAAAAAUGACUUGGAGAGCAGUCGGCGUGUGAGCACCGAGGAGUGCCGACGGUACGCAACGGAGGUGGGAGUCUUCUUUACUGAGGCCAGCGCCAAAAAUGGGAACGGUGUGCAGGAGAUGUUUGACGAAAUCGCCAAAACUUUGGUAGAGACAAAAAACCCAAAUAGCGUCCGUGAAGGUCGUGUGAUUGUUCCAGAACAAAGACCAGCUCCCCAGUCCAGAUGCUGUGGUUAGGCUACUGAGUAUUCUAAAUCCUCUAGUGAUACACACAGUGCUUUCUAUCUUCCCUAUUGGGAAAGACAACUGUUUUUGCUUGGUAGUUGAGAAGGACAUAUAUCGGUGGGUUUCUUGUUCUUUUAUAUAAUUCAUUUGGUACAUUAUCAAUGCGAUGCGUAUACAGGUGAAAGGAAUUUGUCUCAGAAUGAAGGCAUUUGAAAAGCCAGAAAUCAAGAGUAGAAUUGAUAAAGACAUAGCAAACAUGCCUUCAAUUUUGGGGAAAUCAUUUAUACUCAAGAGCCUGUUUUUGCCAUCUUGAUCACGCAGCCUUUUCCUGUAUAUUAUAUAAAUGCAAGUGUGUGGAACUUGGCAUGCGUAUCAUUUUUAUAUAAAUGAAUAAAAAACAACAUAUUUGUGUCGUAUUCAUGCUCAACUCUUUUAUUGUCAUUGCAUAUUUGUAUAAUUUACUCUUAAUUAAGGCAUAAUAUGCUAGAAAAUGUGAAGAUGCUUUUCUCGCGUGUGAUAUCAGUGGCUCAUUUUUCUUGUAUCAGCUUAUUUCUUUGUACCUAUAAGAA
Phytomonas sp. EM1 is the source of this 1265-nucleotide messenger RNA. NCBI's taxonomy places the organism in Eukaryota, Euglenozoa, Kinetoplastea, Trypanosomatida, Trypanosomatidae. The record is from the annotation of a GenBank genome assembly.